UGAAACGGCCACUAGAUCGUCUGUCUUUUUUUUUAACAUAUAUGUCUGCUAAGGCCACGUGGUUUUAACGAGAGGAUCCUUAAACGUUAGGAGUCUAGCGCGGUGAUUUUUUUAUUCCCACAAUGACCUGGACAUCUGUACGGAUUCAUUCGUUAUAACGGACGGAGGAUGACAAAGACAAUAGGAUGCAGAGACUGGAGAUGGCAGGCGCUUUGGUGGUUUUACUUCUUUCGUCUUUGGAGCACAGUAGCGGGACAGACUCGGUACAGCAUCCCGGAGGAACUGAAACAGGGAUCCGUGGUGGGAAACCUGGCGAAAGAUCUUGGUUUAGGACUGUCGGAUAUAUUUGAUCGUCAGUUGCGUGUCGCAUCCGAUGCCGGGGAGCAGUACUUCAGCGUGGACGUGGGGAAGGGAGAGCUGCUGGUGAAUGACAGGAUCGACAGAGAGGCUCUGUGCGGACAAAGCAGCAGCUGCGUCCUUCCUCUGCAAGUGGUGAUGGAAAAUCCUCUGCAAUCCCAACGAAUCGAGGUGGAAAUAAGAGAUAUUAAUGAUAACUCGCCUCGGUUUCACACGCAGGAAAUUAAACUGAAUAUUCCAGAGUCGGUCGCGGUGGGGAAACGUUUUUUACUGGAAAGCGCGGAAGAUCCCGAUGUCGGAAUUAAUUCGUUAAAAACGUAUUCUGUGAGUAAAAACGACUAUUUUUCUAUAAAAUAUAAAGACACAAAAAACGGCAACUCUGUCCCUGAAUUAGUGCUAGAAAGGGGUCUGGAUCGAGAAAAACAAAUUACACAUCGGCUGAUUUUCACGGCCCUCGAUGGAGGUAAUCCUCCCAAAUCCGGAACCUGUGAAAUCACAAUUACAGUCACUGAUAUUAACGAUAAUUUCCCAGUGUUUACAGAAAACCUCUAUAAGGUUGCACUGAAAGAGAACAGCACCAGGGGGACUCCGGUGAUCAAAGUAGCGGCCACGGACGCGGACGACGGCCUGAAUGGUGAAGUCGUAUAUUCGUUUGCCUCCCGCACUCCGACAGCUUUGCUCACAAAAUUCGGCAUUAAUCCUGAAACGGGGGAAAUCGUGUUGAAAGGCGACUUAGAUUAUGAAUCAGCAACGACAUACGCGAUUGAUGUAACUGCCAAAGACAGAGGCGUCCCCGAAAUGGAGAGUCACUGUCGAGUCCAGCUCGACGUGGAAGACAUAAAUGACAACGCUCCUGAGAUCAUGCUCACCUCCAAACCCAAUCCGGUUCGGGAAGACGCGCCGAGUGGAACCGUGGUGGCUCUGAUCAGUGCGCGCGACCUGGAUUCGGCUGACAACGGGAAAGUUUCGUUGCAUGUUCCUGAACGGUCGCCGUUUGCUUUGAAACCGUCCUUCUCGAAAAACUAUGAGCUAGUUACAAGCGCUCGACUGGACCGCGAGAAGCAUUCCGAAUAUAAUGUCGAGAUCACCGCGACCGACUCUGGUUCUCCUCCUCUGUCCACUAAGAAAGUGGUCACCGUCAGAGUUGAUGACGUGAAUGACAACCCCCCUGUGUUCUCUCAGUCCUCUUAUAACGUCUAUUUGAAAGAGAACGGAGUAGCAGGAUCUAUCCUCUUCUCAGUCUCUGCUUCUGACCUGGACUCUGGUGAGAACGCUAAAAUCUCUUACUCCAUUCUGGACUCCAAGGUUCAGGAGGUGUCAGUCUCAUCUUAUGUUUACAUCAACUCAGAUAACGGCAGCAUCUACAGCAUGCACUCGUUUGACUAUGAGAAGCUGAAGGUGUUUGAGAUUCAGGUCCAGGCAAAGGAUCAGGGCUCUCCGUCUCUCAGCAGCAACACCACCGUCCAUGUGUUCAUCCUGGACCAGAACGACAACGCCCCCUCUGUCAUUUACCCGUCCUCUGCUGCCCUGGGCUCCCUCUCUCAUCAGAGGAUGCCCCGCUCCGCUAAAGCCGGUCACCUGGUUACCAAGGUGACGGCCGUGGAUGCCGACUCGGGUCAUAACGCCUGGAUCUCCUACAAAGUGGCGGAGGCCACGGACGCCUCUCUGUUCACGGUCAACCAGUACACAGGGGAGGUGAGGACUAAACGCUCCGUGUCCGAGCACGACGACUCCUCUCAGAGACUCCUCAUAGAGAUCAGAGACGAUGGGGAACCGGUCCAGUCCGCCACCGUCACCGUGUCCAUCCUGCUGGAGGACGGGCUCCAUGAGCCCAUCUUGGACCUGAGACACAAAGUGUCCGAGCCCAGCAAGAAGAGCGACAGACUGGCCCUGUAUCUGAUCCUGUCUCUGGCCUCGGUGUCCGUGCUGUCGCUGGUGACUUUCCUCAUCUUAGCGGUCAAAUGCAUGAGGAGCAGCAGAAGCAGCGGCGCUUGCUGCAUGAGACGCUCAGACUGUGAGGAUUACAAGAACCCCAACAGAAACCUGCAGAUCCAGCUCAACACUGAUGGACCUAUCAAGUACGUGGAGGUCCUGGGAGGAGACAUGAUGUCUCAGAGUCAGUCCUUCAGGUCCUGCAUGUCUCCCAUGUCUGAGUACAGUGAUUUCACACUGAUCAAACCCAGCAGCACCACUGACUUUAAGGAGGUGAUCAGUGUCCUGGAUGCUUCUUUACCGGACAGCACCUGGACCUUUGAGAGCCAGCAGGUGAGCAGACUUUCCCUCAGUAAUGAACAUUAUUUAACUCCCAGCUAAUGCUGGAGUUGACUU
Messenger RNA from Synchiropus splendidus (mandarinfish), 2685 nucleotides. RefSeq names its product protocadherin gamma-C5-like. The transcript has a single exon. Gene Ontology annotation, molecular function: calcium ion binding. Lineage: Eukaryota; Metazoa; Chordata; Actinopteri; Syngnathiformes; Callionymidae. Bases 169 to 2670 code for a protein of 833 amino acids. Gene Ontology annotation, biological process: homophilic cell-cell adhesion. The record is from RefSeq and is a predicted model, not a curated record. Gene Ontology annotation, cellular component: plasma membrane.